GCGGUUAACUUGGGAAAUGGGGCAGGAUUUUGCAAAUGAGGGGUGGGAUGAAGUGGGAAGCAGGGUCGUGAUGGGGGGGUUGGGAGGACCUUAGGCUCCCCUACCAGUUAGUCCAGAAAUCAAGAGCGAGGAGCGGGAGCAGGUAACGAGAGAUGGCUAGGCGUAUGACGCUUUGGGAAACUCGGCCGCGAGGGAUCUUGCCGCCACGUUUCUUGGAUAGAAGGGUGGAGGUUAGCCUGCCCUCCAGGSGCGGGGUGUAUAAUCCGGUGAUGGACUGGGUUGGGGUAGAACUGGUAGAGGACACGGUGUACCUGGUGGUGGAACUAGAAUGGCGCGCAAGGGGUGAGUUUGGGGGCACCAACCUAGAAUUGCCAGGACGGGUGCGCGCGACAGGGUCCCUAUACUUGUCGGAGGCGGGAUGGCGGACCUUCGGGGUGGCCUUGGCGGAUGGCGGUGACCCUGUACGGAUGUUUGACGGGGCGUGGCAGGUGACCUGGAGGGAAGGGUUUGCGUUCGCCAACCCGGACCGGGAUGACGUGACGGCGACCGCCCGGGUGGUCGAGGUAGGAGCUAGUAUCUUGCCUUAUGAAAAUGUGCGCAUGGUCUUGCCACCCUUUUUGCUUGAGCGAAUGGGAGGGGUAGAAUGUGCUGAGAUGGCAGUAAUAGUCCUGGGUAGGUUGAGUUUUAGUAACAUGACCGUAUAUCGAGAAUACUACCGGGCCUUUCUGGAACUAGGGCCGUUCGAUGAGGAGCAGGAGUACGAGGUGCUAAACAUUCUACAGGCCGUAGUGGGCACUAGACCUGGAAUACCGACGGUAACCGAGGAAGUCGUGUGGGAGAUAGCUAGGUGCGAGAUAGGAUGCGGGCUGACGAAGGAAAACAUGGCCACGGGAGACGAGGCUGGAAGUCAAUUGAGGGACGGAAAUCAGGACGUAGAGGAUGACGUAGAUCAAGAAGAGCAGGACCUAGGGGAUCGGGGGUCGGCAAAGUCACUAGGAAACAGGGAGAGGAGCAAGGACGCUGUGCCCGGGGAAGAUUCAGGAAAGAGCAGGGGAAGUAAACGGGGGACUCCGGGAACCAAGGAAGUCAGAGACAGGGAGAGUCCGGCUCGUCAGCAGCCCGAGGGGACGGAGCCGAAAAAGGUUAGGCUAACGGAUGCACGGAGAAAGCUAGCCGAAGUAGAGAGACGCACGACAGAAUACAGGGCAAAACUAUUGAAAGAGAUCAUGAACGAUGCCGAGAAAAAUGUCGCUGAUGACAGGACGUGGGAAGAAGGGGAACUGGACCUCGGGCAAGGAAGCCAGGAUGGGGAUGCACAACACAGGAAGGACUGGCCCAGAGACACGAGGGACACCCCAACAAGGAAAGGGAAAGAAGGAAUAAAAUUCCUUAGGGAGGAUAGGGAUAGACCAGUCAAUCCACCCCUACUGGACAGCAGAGCAAGCCGACCCUCGGCGUCGCCUGUAAGUGCAAGAGGAUGCGAGGGACUCUGGAGCCUGAGGGAAAGGGUGCUAGGAUGGUUUGACCCGGAAGGGAUUGCAAAGCCAAAAGGGCAACUCGAUUUUAGCAAGGAAGGCGCCAGUCCGAGUUCCGCAACAGGACCCGGGAUGAUUGAGGGAGGGCUUAGGAAGGUGGUGUCGUCCCUCACGCGUGCUCUAAGCAAAAACCAGGGAUACUUGGCCGACGCCAAGAAAAAGCUGACUUUCGAUGGCGGAAACAUCACCAAGUUCCUAAUCGAUUAUGAAAAUCUAGCAGCCUUACUAAGAUGGAUUGAGGAGGAAAAGAUGGAGCACCUAGGCCAGCAUGUAGUGACGGACCGAAUAAUGAGCAAGUACUUCCUAAAGCAGUUCACCGAGUUUGACAAGGAUAAGAUCUUGUCCGCCUACCAGCAGACAGCAAAGUUCCUGAACACUAGAGACGUAGAUUUCAGCACUAUAACGGAUAUUGCAGAGAAGAUGGUGGUGACUGACUCGUUGGCCCUGCUAAAAGAAGGAGAGAUCAUAGAUUUGACAGGCAAGGUUGAAGAUAAAGUGAAGAAAGGAAUCGAAAGCCUGCAUGAGCGGGUCCACGGGGUUGACGGCAAGAUAGAGAGAGUAGAGAAUGCCUUACUGGUGAUGCAAGCCCAAGUCUCGCAAACGCAAGCAGUACGACCCCCCCUCCCGCCACAAGAGGCAAUCGUACCCCCCCGGAUAGCCAACCGCGGUAAUAAUCGAAAGGACCCGGCCAAUGAGCAGUGCAAGUACUGCACGAUAGUCGGGCAUUUUGUCCGCAUGUGUCCCAGGCUUAACCACGAUAUCAUUCUUAAACAGUGCUUUAGAACUUUGUGCGGGGAAAUCCUGGGGCCACGAGGAGAGAGGGUAAACUGGAACUCGCCGGGAGGGAUGCGCAGAGCAGUAAUCGCACUCAACAACCUGGAUGCAGCCGCGGUUGAGGCCGAACCAGUAGAGGAACUUACCUGGGGACAGGCACCCGGGCGAGGGCACCAGGUCAACUUCAUCACCGAGAGUGAUGACCGCGACGGGGUUAAUGUGACCACCAGACAACGGGGUGCUACAAAGAAGGUAAUUCAGGACGCGGUCAUGGAAGACGUGCAGGAAGGGUCGAAUCCGCCAGCAGAAUCGGACCAGGACAAAGUUUACGGCAAGCCUAGGGAGGAGGCGCCCGUAGACAAAGUAACAUCCGCAAAGAAGAAAUUCAGGUACCAGAUCCCUAUCCUUGUCGAUCCUGAGAUAGACCACACUCUUAGCCAGUUGCUAGGGACCAUGGUAUCGGUUUCCUUCCAUACCAUGUUGCAGGUUAGUCCUAGACUACUAAAGGGCCUAAGACAGCUGCUAACAAGGCAAAGGGUGGAAGUAGCGGAGGAACCGGAUGUACGCGAAGAAGGCAAGGAAGAGGAGCCACCGCGGGAAGUGGCAAACCUUCAGAGGGCCCCCGGGGAUCUGGAAGAUCUAGAGAAGGCCUUCGCAGACAUCCGGCUAAGUCUGCCAGACCGGGAAGGCGGAGAAGUCAUGAGGGCACCGCCUGGCACGAAACUGAGUUUCCAUGCGCUACCGGUAGGGAAACUGAAAGUCCAGAUUGGCAUCCACCACAUGGAUGCACUGGUAGAUGGCAGGGCAGAAAUCACACUCAUUUGCAAGGACUUUGCAACAAUUGCUGGGUGCCCAAUCAAUUGGGAGGUCACGGGGAGUGUCCGGGGAGCAGACCCGACUGUUGGAAGAUGGGUAGGAUUUAUCUGGCAGUUCGACUAUAAGAUUGAGCUCAUAGCCAGCCUUAGGAAUCGAGCAGACGGACUGAGCAGGGUGGCUCUCACACCCGAAGGGCUAGAAGAGGCAGAGCCGAUCGACGCGUUCCUCGACUACGAGGGCGGGACGCUGGUAGUAGACAGCAAGAUGGCCGGAACCACUUGCACAACUGGGGAGCUAUUGAUCAAAGCACUCGAAAAAGGGCCUCUGGCAGUGGUUGCCGAGUUAAGGGAGGGAACGGUCACCAGAGUUGGAAGGAGGGAAGAGAAGGACGCCUGUGGUAGUGUUGUGAAGCCCCGGGACGAACAAAUCGCACUAGCCAUUGAGGGAGGCUGGAGAAGGGUUAUGAGCAUGCUGGAGUCUCAGAAGCUGGAGAUGCAGCACUAUCAGGCCUAUCAGGUGGAUAAUAAUCAGACGGGUACUCAGGAAGAAGAGCAGUUCUUCCUCAUCAAGUCAUAUGAAGGUUUGUUCAGAGAAAUUGGGUUGCUACUGGUGGGAAACAAGGAACCCCACGAGGUUAGUCCUAAAGCUAGGGAGGAAGCGGAUAGGUAUGUGCUUAGAAAGGGGCACCUAUUCCGAAAGGAGGAAGGCCUGACGCCCAGGAGAGUAGUCUGUGGAAGGAUGCGACGACUCGACAUUAUUCAGGCCAUGCAUGACGGAUUGGCCGGUGGCCAUCGGUCAUCCAAAGGGACCUUAGCCAAGAUAACGCCACUCUAUUAUUGGCCGGGAAUGGCAUCGAUGGUAGCCACGUACUGCCAGACCUGCAAAAUCUGCCAGGAACGAAGCACGGUCCGCAUUUUCGAGCCACUUAGACCCACCCGCGUACUGGGGCCAUGGCAUAUGGUACAUCUCCACCUGGCAGUCAUGUCGGUUUCCAGAAAAGGGUACAGGUACAUACUUGACGCAAGGGAUAACCUUAGUGGGUUUGUCGAGGCAACCGCGCUCAAGAAGAAAACUGGGUUUGCAGCUGCAGACUAGGUGGAGGACUUUUAUCUGAGGCACCCGUUCAUUAGGAGAUUCAUAGCCGACAAUGU
Molecule: messenger RNA, 4276 nt
Organism: Chara braunii
Lineage: Eukaryota; Viridiplantae; Streptophyta; Charophyceae; Charales; Characeae
Source: the annotation of a GenBank genome assembly